ACAAGACUCAGGAAAUUCUCUCUCACCAAAACCAACUUACAGAAAAGAAAUUUCCUCUUCUCUCUCUCUCUACGAAACAAAAACCAAAACCUAACUAUUCUUCCUAAGUUCUUGAUCUCAUCUCCGUUGUUUCUCACUUAUAAAAAAAACCCAUUGAUUAUAUAGCUUAUAGUUUGAUCAAAUGGAUACCAAAAUCCACCAAAACGGUCACAGUCACAGCAAUGGAAAUGGAUCAUUAGCAUCCAUCUGUAUCGAAAAUGUUUCUCUAAACAAGGAUCCAUUGAAUUGGGGUUUAGCAGCAGAGUCAUUAAAAGGUAGUCACCUUGAUGAAGUGAAACGCAUGGUUGAGGAAUACCGUAAUCCUAUUAUUAAAAUAGGUGGCGAAACAUUAACAAUUUCUCAAGUUGCUGCUAUUGCUGUCCAAGAAGCUGGUUCUGUGAAAGUCGAGCUUUCGGAGUCUGCUCGUGCUGGUGUUAAAGCUAGUAGUGAUUGGGUUAUGGAUAGCAUGAAUAAAGGCACUGAUAGUUAUGGGGUUACUACUGGUUUUGGUGCUACUUCUCAUCGAAGAACCAAACAAGGAGGUGCUCUUCAAAAGGAACUUAUAAGAUUCUUGAAUGCUGGAAUAUUCGGAAAUGGGAAAGAAUCAACACAUACUUUACCACACUCAACAACAAGAGCAGCAAUGUUAGUAAGGAUCAACACAUUACUUCAGGGGUACUCAGGGAUCAGAUUUGAAAUCUUAGAAGCCAUUACAAAAUUCCUUAAUCAGAACAUCACCCCUUGUUUACCGUUAAGGGGUACCAUUACAGCUUCAGGUGAUUUAGUCCCCUUAUCAUACAUAGCAGGGCUAUUAACCGGAAGACCAAAUUCAAAAGCAGUGGGACCCAACGGUGAAUCACUUAAUCCAGCUGAAGCAUUCAAGCAAGCAGGGAUCAGCGAGGGGUUCUUUGAGUUGCAGCCCAAGGAAGGUUUAGCACUUGUGAACGGUACAGCUGUAGGGUCAGGAUUAGCUUCAAUGGUAUUGUUUGAAGCAAACAUUUUAGCUGUUUUAUCUGAGGUUAUUUCAGCCAUCUUUGCUGAAGUAAUGCAGGGUAAACCAGAGUUUACCGAUCAUCUGACUCACAAGCUGAAACAUCAUCCUGGUCAAAUUGAAGCAGCAGCAAUUAUGGAACACAUUCUAGAUGGAUCAGCUUAUGUUAAGGAAGCCAAAAAAGUCCAUGAACAAGAUCCAUUACAGAAGCCCAAACAAGAUAGAUAUGCACUUAGAACUUCACCACAAUGGUUAGGUCCACAAAUUGAAGUCAUUCGAUCAUCCACAAAAUCAAUUGAGAGAGAAAUUAAUUCAGUUAAUGACAACCCAUUGAUUGAUGUCUCCAGAAACAAAGCUAUUCAUGGUGGUAAUUUCCAAGGUACACCAAUUGGUGUUUCCAUGGAUAACACAAGAUUGGCUCUUGCUGCAAUUGGUAAACUUUUGUUCGCUCAAUUCUCUGAACUUGUCAAUGAUUUUUACAACAAUGGGUUGCCUUCAAAUUUGUCAGGUGGUAGAAACCCAAGUUUGGACUACGGUUUCAAAGGUGCCGAAAUCGCAAUGGCUUCCUACUGUUCUGAAAUGCAGUUUUUAGCUAAUCCUGUCACUAAUCAUGUUCAAAGUGCAGAACAACAUAAUCAAGAUGUUAAUUCUCUGGGCUUAAUUUCUUCAAGGAAAACAGCUGAAGCCGUCGACAUUUUAAAGUUGAUGUCGACUACAUUCUUGGUAGGGCUUUGUCAAGCUAUUGACUUGAGGCAUUUGGAAGAGAACUUGAAGUUGACUGUUAAGAAUACAGUUAGCCAAGUAGCUAAGAGAGUGCUUACCAUGGGUGUCAACGGUGAACUUCAUCCAUCAAGAUUCUGCGAGAAAGAUUUACUUAAAGUUGUCGACCGUGAAUACGUCUUUGCCUACAUUGAUGAUCCAUGCAGUGGUACAUACCCAUUGAUGCAAAAGCUAAGACAAGUUCUUGUGGAGCAUGCAUUGGGUAAUGCUGAGUCAGAGAAGAACUUGAAUACUUCCAUCUUCCAAAAAAUUGCUGCCUUUGAAGAAGAAUUGAAAACCCUUUUGCCUAAAGAAGUCGAGAACACGAGAAGUAAAUGCGAGAACGGAACUGCCGAAAUCCCAAACAGGAUCAAGGAAUGCAGGUCUUAUCCUCUGUAUAGGUUUGUUAGAGAAGAAUUGAAGACAGGGUUAUUAACAGGAGAGAAAGUUACUUCACCAGGAGAAGAAUUUGACAAGGUGUUUACAGCUAUUUGUGAAGGUAAGAUGAUUGAUCCACUUCUCAAUUGUCUUAAAGAAUGGAAUGGUGCGCCACUACCCAUCUGUUAAGAGGUGAGCAAAACCUUAGAAAGCUGAAGAUAGUCUCUCAAAUGUGAAGGUCUCAAGAAUUGUUUUAUCUGUUAUUUAUUUAUUUUCUAUGUUUUUUUUUAAUUAUUCGGAUCAAUUUUCUUUUUCUCCUGUCUUUAUAAGUUUGGUUGGGGUAAGUACUCUAAAAUGUUGCUAAGUAUCCAAGGAAAAAUGUUGUUCCUCGGGGAGAACUUUAUAAAUAUUUAUCUUGAACUUUUUGUUUUUCUAGUGGUACUAUAAAUGAAAGAAUUGUUCACCUUUUUGUAUA
Messenger RNA from Papaver somniferum (opium poppy), 2642 nucleotides. RefSeq names its product phenylalanine ammonia-lyase 1. Lineage: Eukaryota; Viridiplantae; Streptophyta; Magnoliopsida; Ranunculales; Papaveraceae. Gene Ontology annotation, biological process: L-phenylalanine catabolic process. The record is from RefSeq and is a predicted model, not a curated record. Gene Ontology annotation, cellular component: cytoplasm. Gene Ontology annotation, molecular function: ammonia-lyase activity. The transcript is spliced from 2 exons. The coding region runs from base 182 to 2356 and encodes 724 amino acids.